This is a messenger RNA of Gongylonema pulchrum, 288 nucleotides long. NCBI's taxonomy places the organism in Eukaryota, Metazoa, Nematoda, Chromadorea, Rhabditida, Gongylonematidae. The record is from the annotation of a GenBank genome assembly.
AUGGCUCAAAACGAACCGAUUUCCGCCAUCAGCUCAUCUGUUUCCGUAUCAUCACAGUCAUCUGAAAAGGAGCAGAUCGUGGGACUAAAGGAUUAUGGGCUCGCUGCGGCUGACCGUGACAGAGAAGUGGCCGAUAACGGGAAACGCGCAAUACUGGCUGAUUUUGAUGCAGGAUUACAACCGCAUGAGAUUGAGGAGAAGUAUGGAAUAAACAAGUUGCAGGUUGUUUUUUGCUCUUGCUCGAGAUCAGUGGACAAUGCUACGUAUUAUGGUUCUCAGGAAAAAUGA